Ictalurus furcatus (blue catfish) is the source of this 2703-nucleotide messenger RNA. RefSeq names its product parathyroid hormone 2 receptor b (gene pth2rb). Gene Ontology annotation, molecular function: parathyroid hormone receptor activity; peptide hormone binding; G protein-coupled peptide receptor activity. The transcript is spliced from 17 exons. NCBI's taxonomy places the organism in Eukaryota, Metazoa, Chordata, Actinopteri, Siluriformes, Ictaluridae. Gene Ontology annotation, biological process: cell surface receptor signaling pathway; adenylate cyclase-modulating G protein-coupled receptor signaling pathway. The coding region runs from base 1 to 2703 and encodes 900 amino acids. The record is from RefSeq and is a predicted model, not a curated record. Gene Ontology annotation, cellular component: plasma membrane.
AUGGAUCGGUUUGAAUACAUCAUGAUAUUUGAAGAGAUUACAAGUGUCUCGGAGUGUCUAGAGGUGUCUCGGGGUGUCUCGGAGUGUCUCAGGGUGUCUCUGGGUGUCUCUGAGUGUCUCAGGGUGUCUCUGGGUGUCUCGGAGUGUCUCUGGGUGUCUCUGGGUGUCUCGGAGUGUCUCUGGGUGUCUCGGGGUGUCUCUGAGUGUCUCGGGGUGUCUCUGGGUGGCUCGGAGUGUAUUAGGGUGUCUCGGGGUGUCUCUGGGGGUUUCGGGGGUGUCUCUGGGUGUCUCGGAGUGUCUCGGGGUGUCUCUGGGUGUCUCGGAGUGUCUCGGAGUGUCUUGGAGUGUCUAGAGGUGUCUCGGGGUGUCUCGGAGUGUCUCAGGGUGUCUCGGGGUGUCUCGGAGUGUCUCAGGGUGUCUCUGGGUGUCUCGGAGUGUCUCAGGGUGUCUCUGGGUGUCUCGGGGUGUCUCGGAGUGUCUCGGGGUGUCUCGGAGUGUAUCAGGGUGUCUCUGGUGUCUCGGGGUGUCUCUGGGUGGCUCGGAGUGGUGUCUCUGGGUGUCUCUGUGUGUCUUGGAGUGUCUCAGGGUGUCUCUGGGUGUCUCGGAGUGUCUCAGGGUGUCUCUGGGUGUCUCGGAGUGUCUCGGGGUGUCUCUGGGUGUCUCGGAGUGUCUCGGAGUGUCUUGGAGUGUCUAGAGGUGUCUCGGGGUGUCUCGGAGUGUCUCAGGGUGUCUCGGGGUGUCUCGGAGUGUCUCAGGGUGUCUCUGGGUGUCUCGGAGUGUCUCAGGGUGUCUCUGGGUGUCUCUGGGUGUCUCGGAGUGUCUCGGGGUGUCUCGGAGUGUAUCAGGGUGUCUCUGGUGUCUCGGGGUGUCUCGGGGUGUCUCGGGGUGUCUCGGGUGACCUCUGAGCAGCUUGUUUCGCCUUCAUCUGUGCCUGCAGACAAGAAGCAGAUCCCUCCCAUCCCUGCCCCUCUGUGCGACUCUGUUCUCUAUUCACAGCUGGUGGAUCCCGAAGUGGGACUCACUGCACAAGAACAGGUUCUCCUGCUGUACGACAUCAAACUGCAGUGUCUCCAGAACAUCUCUGGCCAUGAUCCCGAUGAUGAUGUGUGCGCCCCUGGAUGGGACGGGCUCAUUUGCUGGCCUCAGGGUUCUUUAGGGACUCUCACCAAAGUGCCGUGCCCCAGAUACAUCUACGAUUUCAAUCACAACGGCUAUGCAUACCGUAAGUGUGAUGUCAAUGGAACCUGGUUCUCGCUGGAGAACAGAACCUGGGUAAACUACUCUGAAUGUCUGUGGUUCCUGACACCAGGCAAGGAAAGAGGCAAGAGGGACUUUUUUGAGAAACUGCACAUCAUGUACACUGUUGGCUACGCUGUAUCCUUCAGCUCCUUGCUGGUAGCCAUUUUUAUCAUCGGCUACUUCAGGCGUCUUCACUGCACCAGAAACUAUAUUCAUAUGCACCUGUUUGUGUCCUUCAUGCUGCGUGCCGUCAGCAUUUUUGUGAAGGACCUGGUGGUGGAUGCCAACGGCGGCAUGCAGCAGUAUGAUGCAGUGCUCAUGGACAACAUCAAUGUGGUUUCCAUUAGCCCUCUGGACAAGACUCAGUAUGUCGGCUGUAAGAUCACCGUGCUGCUGUUUAUCUACUUCCUGGCCACAAACUACUACUGGAUCCUGGUGGAGGGACUUUACUUACACAGCCUCAUUUUCAUGGCCUUCUUCUCAGACUCCAAGUACCUCUGGGGCUUCACACUUAUAGGAUGGGGUGUUCCCGCUCUCUUUGUUUCAGCUUGGGCCGUCGUCAGGGCUAUUUUGGCAGAUGCACGGUGCUGGGAACUGAGUGCAGGCAAUAUUAAGUGGAUUUACCAGGUCCCUAUUCUGACAGCAAUUGGACUCAACUUUAUUCUGUUUGUGAAUAUCGUGCGAGUUCUGGCCACCAAGAUCCGAGAGACGAACGCGGGCAGAUACGACACUCGCAAGCAGUACAGGAAACUGGCGAAGUCAACACUGGUGUUGGUGCUGGUGUUUGGGGUGCACUAUAUUGUGUUCGUGGGGAUGCCACACACUGUUACUGGGCUGGGCUGGGAACUGCGCAUGUACUGUGAGCUGUUCUUCAACUCUUUUCAGGGGUUUUUCGUGUCCAUCAUUUACUGCUUCUGCAAUGGGGAGGUCCAGACAGAGAUACGAAAGACAUGGCAGCGCUGGACAUUAGCAUUCGACUGGAAAGGUCCAGUUGUGCUGGUUAAUUAUCGCUACCGGUCAGUGUUGACUAGCGUAAACAGCAACAGCAGUGUUCAAUCCCAGGCCCCAGCCCUACCGACUAACCGCUCGUCUAGACGAACCAGCAGCAGCUGCGUCUCACGCAGCACACGUACACCCUCACACACCACCCUGCCCGGUUACGUCUUCAGCAGCUCAGACGCCGACAGUCUGCCUCCGUCCAUCCCCGAGGAGAAUGAAGAUGAAGCAAAACACGUCGAUGACAUCACACUUAGUGAAAGCACAAGAGUUUUCCCAAGAGAUGGUGCCAAAAUCUCAGAUGACAUCGUUCUGGAAGGGCAGGCCAAGCACGUCGACGCAUUCAGAAAGGAUCAGGCGUUUGUCGAUGUUGCUUUCAGAGAGAAUGUCAACUGCACCGGGGACGUCAUACUGAAGGACUCGGUGCGGUGUAGUAGUUUGGAUCAGGAGGAAGAACUGGAAUUAUAG